Molecule: messenger RNA, 1147 nt
Organism: Acanthoscelides obtectus
Lineage: Eukaryota; Metazoa; Arthropoda; Insecta; Coleoptera; Chrysomelidae
Source: the annotation of a GenBank genome assembly
GAACAGCAAAAUCGCUAGUGUCAACACACAAAAACAAACCUAAGAACCUAAAACCUAACCUCACUUUUGCCUGGGACCACCUUUUAAAAUAUAUUUUAUAUUUUUCAGAAAUGAACCAGGCAGAAGUAACAAAACUUGUUUCCCAAUUGAGAAUAAAAGUAAAUUCAAGAUUACGGAAAUUCAGAAAUCCAAAGGGACCGGAGGAGAGGUUAAAUAAGCUAAGAAAAACCGUAACUGCUCUUAUCAAGCAUGAAAGAAUUGAACUCAACUAUCCUAGAGCUGAUGAAGCCCGAAUGUACGCCGAAAGACUACUUUCUGAUGCAAUUCGUUAUGGAGACUGUCAUAAAACGACAAUGGAGAUGGCAGACUACUGGAUUAUAGAGAAGCAACUGGUGCACAAAUUAUUCAAAGUUCUGGUGCCUCGAUAUGAAAACUUCACCACAUCCUAUACUCGAAUGUUACCUGCUCCUAGGCCAUACCCAGGUUAUGCAAAAGCUAUACUGGAACUAAAGGGCAACCCUUAUCCAUCACUUUUGCCUGAUACUCAUACAAAUAGGAAUUUAAUACAUAAUGUUUUGCUGGAUGAAGCUAAAAAAGCAUAUAGGUUACAAAAGUAUAAAGAAAUAGCUGAUAAAGUAGAUAAUGCAGUUAAAACUGAGGCACAAGCAGCUGUUACACAAGUUGAUGCUAAAAGUGAAAAUAUAGAAGUUGCUGCUCCACAAGAUAAGUCUCAAAGUGAAAAAACAGCAGUUGCUCCCAAACAGGCUGCUUCACAGGAAAAUGUUCAAGUUGAAACACCAGAUGUUAAAGGAAGCUUACAAAAAGAACUAAAUGGAGAAGUUAAAGAAAAAUAGUUUCACAAUUAUCAAAAAAUAUAUUUUAUAAAUAGUAAAUAACUUGUUUUUUUUAUGCAAGCCUUAAUGCAUUUAUAUAAGAUAGUCUUGCAACAACCAAAAGCCACGUAAAAACUAUUACCAAAAAUAAUAGUAUCUAUUACACCAAGAACAAAAAGUAGUUAGGGAUAUGUGAAAACAGGGAUUUUUACUUUGCCAUAAAAGAAAGAAAAGAAGAUGUUUCAAUGAAUGCAUACUGUUACGCUAUUGAUAAAAAUAUUGUUUUAAUAAACCUAUAGAAAAAAGGACGAAUA